Messenger RNA from Anneissia japonica, 830 nucleotides. Its product is annotated as acidic phospholipase A2 homolog. Bases 107 to 595 code for a protein of 162 amino acids. The transcript has 4 exons. The record is from RefSeq and is a predicted model, not a curated record. NCBI's taxonomy places the organism in Eukaryota, Metazoa, Echinodermata, Crinoidea, Comatulida, Comatulidae. Gene Ontology annotation, molecular function: phospholipid binding; calcium ion binding. Gene Ontology annotation, biological process: lipid catabolic process; phospholipid metabolic process; arachidonate secretion.
AUGUAUAAAAGAUGUCGGGUAGGCCUACACGGAUAAUAAUUCAAUCAAAUUCCUCCAAGAUCAGCACUUACUGAAGUUCGUUCCGUAGUACAUCCCCUCCGCCACAAUGAAGAUUCUCAUAGUUCUUGCUGUCGCUGCGAUCGCUAGUGCAUCACCAGCCCGUUACAAGCGUAACGUAGGCCAGUUCGGCAGCAUGAUAAGUUGCAUGACAGCUCAAGGAUUGUUCCGAUCUUGGAGGGACUACGACGGUUAUGGCUGCUAUUGCGGACUGGGAGGAACUGGGACGCCACUUGAUGAAACAGACGAAUGCUGUGUCACUCACGACAACUGCUACGAUGAUGUUAUGAAAAGUGGGAAAUGUCCGUACGAGAGUCACGUUUACCUUGUACUUUAUAAAUAUACGACAAAAAUGUGCAACACGGGAAGAGCCGCGAUUGCAUGUGCUCCUGCCGAUGACUACCGCCUGACUGACUCCCCGUGGCCAGAAUGUGCUGCCGCUAUGUGUGAGUGCGAUGCGAACGGGGCCAAGUGUUUUGCCCAGGCUUCAGAUACAUAUAACAAAAACUACAAAGACUGGCCUCAGGAAAAUUGUUAGGACAGAUCAUGGAGGAAUUAGUUAAUUCCUCCAUGGACAGAUAAUAUAGGCUUACUUCUGCUUUAUUUAUUUUGAGUUGAUAUGAUCAGUUUUGCUUCCAUUGACUUUCAUCAGUAGGCUAUAAUCUAUCUGCCCAAUAUUUUUCCAUUUAUUUCUGUUCUUCUAAAAGCACUUGUGUAUAUUCUCUGAAUGAAGAACUUGGGAUUUUUGGAUAUUAAAUUCUAAUACUAUAGUA